Messenger RNA from Nyctereutes procyonoides (raccoon dog), 2442 nucleotides. It is a transcript of the gene MED28, whose product is annotated as mediator complex subunit 28. NCBI's taxonomy places the organism in Eukaryota, Metazoa, Chordata, Mammalia, Carnivora, Canidae. The coding region runs from base 51 to 578 and encodes 175 amino acids. The record is from RefSeq and is a predicted model, not a curated record. The transcript is spliced from 4 exons. Gene Ontology annotation, cellular component: mediator complex.
GCGCAGGCGCAGCCCCCCCGCCCCGCCCCCGCCAGCGCGUCGUUCCACAAAUGGCGGCUCCGCUGGGAGGCAUGUUCUCCGGGCAGCCACCUGGGCACCCGGGGGACUCCAGGGGCCAGCCUUCGCUUCUUCAGGCCGCGCCAGGCCCCCCGAGAGCUUCUAACAGUACCUUGGUGGACGAGUUGGAGUCCUCUUUUGAGGCCUGCUUUGCCUCUCUUGUGAGUCAGGACUACGUCAAUGGCACGGAUCAGGAAGAAAUUAGAACUGGUGUUGAUCAGUGUAUCCAGAAAUUUCUGGAUAUUGCAAGACAGACGGAAUGUUUUUUCCUACAAAAAAGAUUGCAGUUAUCUGUCCAGAAACCAGAACAAGUUAUCAAAGAGGAUGUCUCAGAACUGAGGAAUGAAUUACAGCGGAAAGAUGCUCUGGUCCAGAAACACUUGACAAAACUGAGGCAUUGGCAGCAGGUACUGGAGGACAUCAACGUGCAGCACAAAAAGCCAGCUGAAAUCCCUCAGGGCUCCUUGGCCUACCUCGAGCAGGCGUCUGCUAAUAUCCCUGCACCAAUGAAGCAAACCUGAGUCAAAGCCGGCCUGAAGGUGAUCCGGUGUGUGAGCCUAAACCCAGUGUUGACAAACAUCACUUCUUGUGGACACAUUUUGGAAGAACUCUUUACCAAAGAAAGAGAUGAUUUUUGUUUGAUGAGUUCACCUAAAGUUUUCCGUUUAUUUUUAUAAGCAUUAUUUCUCGAGUACUUUAUAAAAUGCCUCUAUAGUUUGGGUAAAUCCAGUAAAUUUUCUUGUCUUUAGCAAAGUUUAGACUGUUAGUGUGAUGCCACUUACAGAUUACCCUUUUGUGUUUCUUUUUUUCUGUUUUGUUUUGUUUUUGUAUGACUUAAUUGUGUUUCCAAUUUUAGAUUAGUUUGUGUGAUAUGAUAUGAGAAUGAGAGGAUGAGGGUUUUAGUUUUAGACCUUUUAUGACAAUUAUCCCUUAGUGAGUACAGAGAAAUAGGUAAAUUUGCAUGUUUCAAGACUUUAAAUUACCUCAAGAAGAGGAAUCUAAUACAGUGAUGUUUGUAAUGCAUCCAGAGCUCUCAGAAUGAGAUUUUAUAAAUAGAUUGAAAGGAUUAUAAUAUCCUACGUUAGUGUAGUAAUAGUACAGUAGGAUCCUUAUGUUGAUGUUGACUUUUAUUUGGGGAAGUUUAUAUUUUGUGUGGUAUUUUUCCCUUUUUGGGGUGGAGGUGUGUAGUAAGAGCAGUGAUAAGAUAAAUUUUUACAUUCUGCAGGGAUGAGUCAGUUUAAGGGGACAGACCUUGUUUUUAGCAUGACAGUUGAGGCAGGCAUUCAUGCAGUAUGAGAAGUUAAAGUUUGCUAUGAUCAUCUCUUUUUAUUUUGAGUUUUGUUUGUGUCAUUUUUGUUUUUUGUAGCAGAAUUUUCCACUAAAGGAUGGUCUUUGCUAAUAAGUGACAUUGAUUCCAAAAGACUGGGGCAUCCAGGUGGGGAAUGGGCUGUAGGGGGUGACCCUCAGCAAACUCCCCAUCCUCAAAAAUCAUGGGAGCUUCAGUGUUUGGGAAGACAUUUUACCCUCUUGUUGGUUACACGGACCAAUGAGAUUUUCUUUUGAGCCGCCCUUAAGAAAUACAGAAGGGCAUUGCUCUUGGUGCUCCCUAGAUGGGAUUUUCCUUUUUCUGUUGUUUACAGUCUCUUAUCAGAUUACAUUUCCUAAUGUAAAACAAAUGCUCUAUUGUUUUCUAAACAGGCAGUACUUCUGCAGCCAGGCAUCCUGAUUUGUUUUGUUUCCUUCAGCCUUGAAGGCUCCUCCCUACCUAACAUUGACAUCCAUCCAUUCAUGGUUGUUUGGCCUGGAUGCCACCUGGUCCCUGAAGCCUCUGCGUGCUCUCUCUGCUGCACCCCAAGGACAUAGGACUUGCUGUCUCUUUGCCAGCCUUGUUUGAUUCUCCCUGGGGGGGGGGGGGGGCAUUAGUGAUUUGUAUCUCUCUCUGUGCCCCUCAUGAGAAGUAGGCAUUGUUCCCCUCUGAAUGUACAGUGACCACUUAUUUAUCUUUUAUGCGUAAUGCUUAUUAUUCAUUUUUGUUUGUGUGCAUGUGUGUAGAGUAUAAAGCCUGGGGCCAACCCCCCAGUAUAGAUUAAACAAAGCUUUUAAAAGUAGUUCUUACUCACAUUAUAUGACAUCAAGGUUGUUAACCUGGCCACCUCACACCAAUUAGAAGCCCUGAUUGGCAGCUUUAGAUUUCUUGAUUAAAAAACCUAAAUAAACGGGUUAAGUUUUAGGCAGUCAUUCAUUAAUAAAGAGGUUCUUACUGAAAAGAUUGAGAACUAUUCCAUUUGGUGCUUAGUGAAAAUAUUUUGAAUUCAUGUAAGUACCAAUUAAUUGCCAUUUCUUUAUUCAAAAAUUUUCUGUCAAAUAAAUAAUUUUUCAAUCUUA